Molecule: messenger RNA, 993 nt
Organism: Lathyrus sativus (Indian pea)
Lineage: Eukaryota; Viridiplantae; Streptophyta; Magnoliopsida; Fabales; Fabaceae
Source: the annotation of a GenBank genome assembly
AUGAUGGAUGGAAUAAGCAAUGGAGGCAUGUUGUAUCACGAGGUACAGGAAUCAAAGCUUUGUGCUGUCCAUUGCGUCAACACUGUUCUUCAAGGUCCGUUUUUCUCUGAAUUCGACUUGGCUGCACUCGCUUCCGAUCUCGAUUGCAGAGAGAGGCAGAUGAUGAUGCUUCCUGCUCACUCCCCCGCCGGUGAUUUGUUUUCACAUAAUGUUUCUCUUGACGGUGAUUUCAGCAUCCAGGUUUUACAAAAGGCUUUGGAGGUGUGGGACCUACAAGUCAUUCCUCUUGAUUCUCCCGUUGCCGAGCCGGCCCAGGUUGAUCCUGAGCUGGAAAAUGCUUUCAUUUGUCAUUUGCAAGAUCAUUGGUUUUGUAUCCGCAAAGUGAAUGGAGAGUGGUAUAAUUUUGACAGUCUCUAUGCAGCUCCACAGCACCUCUCCAAGUUUUACCUUGCAGCCUAUCUCGACUCUUUGAAAGGCUCCGGAUGGAGCAUAUUCCUGGUGAGAGGAAAUUUUCCAAAAGAGUUUCCCAUCUCUUCGGCUGAAGCUUCCAACGGUUUCGGCCAAUGGCUUUUACCGGAAGAUGCUGAGAGAAUAACUAAAUCUUGUAACUCAGUACAGCAGGCUCCACAACAAGAAAGAGUUGUGGAAAGGCAACAAUAUUCGAAUCAGUAUCUUUCACGCGAGGAAGCUGAAUUGUUUUCGGACAUGGAAGAUGAGGAUCUAAAGGCGGCUAUAGCAGCUAGUCUGAUGGAUUCAACCCCAAUUGUGACCAAUAUUGCUGAAGCCAGUAAUCCUCAAAAUAAUGACAAGCAAAAGAGCAUAGAAGUGGAAGCCAUUGAAGCUAGUGUACCUCCCAGUGAUGAAAGCAACAAACAUGUGGAAGCUAUUGAAGCCGGUACUCUUCUGAAUGAUAAAAAUGAUCAACAAGUCGUGUCUUCUUUCGGCGGCGAUAACUCUCACAGGGAACACCAGAAUAAAGAGAACACUCUCUGA